This is a messenger RNA of Xyrichtys novacula (pearly razorfish), 33756 nucleotides long. The record is from the annotation of a GenBank genome assembly. Lineage: Eukaryota; Metazoa; Chordata; Actinopteri; Labriformes; Labridae.
ACAUUGAGUGCGCGGUGCAUAAAGAGCGCACAGAGCAGCAGCGCGCUUACAUUCAUCCACGCUCUGACAGACGGACCCACAUUUUUGUCAUCCGCCCUUUAAGAAAAGAAAAUGGAGCUAAAACAAUUGGACUAAUCUCGCACCUGAUGGACUGCAUGCAGUGACUGUCUCUUUGGAUUUCUGUGAAUUUUACGCGCAGCCACUGAGGAGAGAAAAUGUGGAGAUACACGAACUUGUUCGCCUGUCUGCUGGUGUUGUGUCAGGAUGUAUCUUCACAAAGCAAGGUAAAGAAAACUAUAUAUCUUCAUUUUAACAUCCCAAAAUUCAUGCAUUAUAUAUAUUUCAUUACAACAAGGGCUGGUCUCACUCAUUAAUGCCUAAAAUCAAACCUUACCUGCUGCACUUUCUGUGUCAUGGUGCCUGUGCCUCAGACAAAUUGGUGACCUGACCAAUACCCAACAUUUUCUCCCACCAGACCUGGAAAUUUACUGUCUAACACAGGCAGAUGGUUUAGGUUAGGUGUCAUUUUUGAUGCUUUGAGAUAAUCUUCCCAAUGAGGGCUUUUGGGUGACAGGAGUAACAAUAGGUCCAUGUAAUGAUAGCUCCAGUGAGUGCCGGCCUAAUGCCAGCAGAGUGUGGGAGAGAUGGCACUCGCAGUAAUAUCUGGCUGCUCUUGUUUGCACAGCUGCUGGACUCCAGUAACCCCUCACUCUCCCUCAGCCUAAUCCUGCUCUACAAUCACACACACACAUACACACACACACACACACACACACCAGCAGACAAAACACAUGUACAGUAUACAUUAUAUGUGGAGAGCAGAGGCACUGUCGUACAUGUAAGGCCAAGUAUGGUGUGUGUGAUUGUCAAGAAUCUGCUCUGGAUACAGUCAGAGGUGGAAUGAGCAGCAAUGUGAAGAGUAAACGCUUCAUAGUUGACCUAAUAGUGACACAAAGUGGGACUCAAAAUAGAAUAUCAGUUGUGGUGUAAGCACAAGGAUGUGUCGUUGCACAAAAACUCUUUGUGGUAUGUGAUCAAAAGUGUGCGCACUCUGCAGGGUGUUUCCGAUGAAGGGAAAUCUUCAUGUUUCAGCCCUAAGAGACAAUAUUGACAGUAAAGCCCUGCAAACUUUGUAUGUUACUUAUGUAACACUGUGUGUAUGUUCAUUUGUCGUUUCAACAGGAUUGUGCAGCACAAUGCCUCACAAAGAAUAGUUUGAUUUUGGAUUGUAAGAACUUGGCCGGCCCAACUCCGAUGAAAAACCUUUGGACUGACUGAGAACCAGACAAUAUCACAAACAUCAGUGUUUGACCUCAUUAAUACUCUUGUGUCUGAGUGGGAACCAGUCCCAACAUCUGGUGGGAAGCCCGGAACAAGUGGUUACUUCAGCUUUCUAGAGCAGGGAGUUAGGGCAAAAAGUAAAACAAGAAUAUUUCCUUUUUUUUCAGUUUUUGAUAUUUAUCUUUUCACAAGCGAUUAUAGUGCAAGUUUGGAAAGCAUACUAUAAUAUCAAGGGCCUAAGGAACCAGGUGCAUGAUUAAGAGUAUAAUUCAUCUUAAAAACUAAAUUGGUGUGCCAUAGUGGUUACCUGGUAAGGUUUGUGCCUCAUAAGGCUGUAUACUUCUUGCAGCAAGUCGUGGCUCGACUACAAUAUCGGCCCUUUGAUGCGUUUAAUUGCCUUUUUCUUCCCUGCUUUUCCUGCUUGUCCUCAACUUACCUAUCACGUACAGGGAAAAUUUGUUAAAAACAAAAAACUUCAAAAGAUACACGCACUACUAUUUCCUUUCACUCAGUUUUAAUCUCCUCAUUCCAGUGAAGAUUAGUUUAUCCAGCGAAAAAAGUAAAUAAAUCAGCGCUGUGUUUAAAGACUGUGUUUCUCUGACACUCUCAAGCAGAGAGAGGAUGUAAGGAGGAGCUACAAGGUGAGUUGCUGCUAGCGAUGCUGGGAUAGGAAUUCUUCAGUGGUUUUGAUUUAAAGUUUCUGCCGGAAACUUAUGUAUAAGCAAAGAUCUGAUCAUUCUGCGGUCCAACAGAUUGCUCCUGGGUUCCUCCCUAGCUCUGCUGCUGUAAAAGCAACAUACACUUUCUGGAUCUAAUCACUCAGACACAAUGGUAACUCGGGAUGUUUUUGUGUAUGUUUAGGUAAAAUAGUGUAAUAAAUGUUUGUAAGCUCCAUUCCUGUUCACACUGUAUACAUCAGGCUUCAAAUACAGCACUGAGUUCUGUCACAUCCAGAAAUACUCAGAUGACACCGCUAUCACGGCAUGUAUCAGAAAUGGACAAGAAGCUGAAUACAGAGAACUGAUAAGAACCGUCAGAGACUAGAGUCACAAAAACUGACUCCUACUCAACCCCUCAAAGACAAAGGGCUGCCCAUUUUUGUAGAUGAAGUCUAUGUCCUUAGACCAGUCCAACUUAUUGUCACCACCUCGAUGUCCAUCACAAUGUUCACUGGCUGAAGAGGGGGUUUGGAUCUACAGAAGUCUAUGACCGCUUCUUCAUGAGCCGCUAUGAGCCGCUUCUUCUGCCUGAGAAGUCUCCGACCAAGAGCAGCAGAGUGGUGACUUUCAGAGCAAGAAGGUCCUGGGUUCGAAUCUGGGCCAGGGCAUUUCUGUGUGGAGUUCUCUCUGUGUUUGCUUGAGUGUACUCCGGGUACUCCAGUUUCCUCCCACAUCCCAAAAACAUGCACAAGUGGGGUUAGGUGAAUUGACAACUGUUAAUUUGCCCAAAGGUGUGGAUGGUUGUUUGUCUCUAUAUGUCAGCCCUGCGAUGAACUGGCGACUUGUCCAGGGUGUCCCCUGCCUUCCCCCGAAGAUGCUGGGAUAGGCUCCAUCCCCCCUGGUAGAAAAUGGAUGGAUGGCUGGACUCCGUCAACAGACAUCUGUAGUAAGAUGCUGCAGAUGCUUUAUCAGUCUGUGGUGUCUACAGUGUUCUGUUCUACGCUGCUGUCUGCUGGGGUGGCAGUAUCAAACACAAGGAUGCAAGACGUCUGAACAAACUGGUGAAAAAAGCCGGCUCUGUGGUUGGAAUCAAGUUGGACUCAGUGGAGGAUGUUUUAGAGAGAUUACUGAGGAAGGUGGAGGCUAUUCCGAAAAAAAAAAAUGGCUCAUCUACUUCAUAACACCUUGACGGACCAAAAAAACAACAGUGGUAGACGACUCAUCUCCUCUCACGACUCCUCUCAGAUUGUGUAGGUCCUUUAUACCCACAGCAAUCAGAUGUUCCUACCUGUUCCUACCAUGUUCCUCCCCAGAACAUCUGCAGGAAUUGAUAAGAAGAUUAACAAUAAAUUGAUAAUCGAUAUCAGUGAAAUCCUAUCAAUUCCCAUCCCUAUUCCUCAUCCGUCAUCAGCCUCACAGUUCCAGCCUGCAGGCCACUGAAGACACCCAGUCAUAGUCUCUGUAGCCAGACUGGUUGCCAUCGAUGGGAGACAAAGCAGGCUUGGAGAGAGGGCACAGAGGGCACCAGAAGGUGGCGUGGGAACGAGCAUGUGCACCUGCCUCAUGUUUUGGUUGUAAACAAACCAGAGGACAAUCAGUGCAAGGUCAGUUUGGGGCUAGAGAGAAGCAGACUGCAGACAGGGGUGCUCAGUCAGCCUCAGAGAAACAGACAGCAGUAAAGAAAAGGGGCUUCAUCAUAAAUAUUCACUUACAGGCACUGUAUUGUGCUUUGUAUGCAUGAAUGCCACAAUGAGCAUGAAAUAACAUUUCUCUAUGCUGUGUUAUGCCAACAUGACUUCAUUUAAUUAGGGAGGUUUGAUGAGUGUGUAAAUAUUAUCAGACUGCAGACCGUCAGAUCUCCCUGUUUGUGGUUUAAACAAAGCCUAAGCUGUUGGAAAUGAGAGCGACUAACACCUAAUUUAAGAUGAAGUAAUGACCACAAAAUAUGAAUUUGGAGGAGAAUGGGUUAAAGUCUGCUACUGACCCAUGUGUAUGACCCUGCACAUGAGCAGGGUUUUCUACAGUUUGACAUCUCUUGGCUUUAAACCAAAUAAACAUGGAUAUUAUUCAGUGUCUGAGGCUAUUUCUCUUAAAAAAAUAAAAAUAAAGGUACACAAAAGUUUAACAGCAUUUGCUUUCACACGGUGCUAAAUUGAGGCGCUAAAUUUAAAGUUUGCAUUUCAAUAUCAUGUUAACUGGACCUGUAAUUCCCUUGAUUUUACAAGAUUUCGGAGUGGCAAAGUUUACAAAAUUCUAUCUUAGGUGCAGGUACAAAACCCAUGAUUUAAAUAGUCCCUUGAGUUUGUAAUGCAUUACCUACUGAGCUGAAAGUGUGCAACUUUGUAGACAUAGAUUAUAUAUAAUGAUAAUAUGCUUGUUUGACCAGGUGGCUAUUUAUACAUAGGCUAUAAUUGCACCCAUAUAUUCUCAAAGGUACUCAAAUUUCCAAAAAGUCAGGACAAUGUACAAGAUAAAGUUUUACAAAUCAUGUCAACCCACCCUGCAGUCAAUCAAAAUUAGUGUUCAGACAACAUACUGAAAGUUGGGACUCAGACAUUUUAAUUGUUUUAUGUAAAAUAUAUGCUCUUUUUUAACUUGAUAACAGCAACAAUUUUAAAAAGGUUGGGACAAGGACAUGUCUACUGUUGUGUAGCAAUACCUCUAUAUUUACCAACACAUAGUUGAUGUUUGGGAACCAAGGAGAUCUGUUUUGAAGCUGAAUUGCUGUCCCUUUUUUUCAUUUUUAGUUCUUUUUUUUCAGGAUUUAAACUGCAGAUGAUUUGAAUAGGUGACAAGUUGGGACAGCAAGCCAUCUGGCACCCAGUCUACAACUAGAUUUGGCAUUUCAUCACCAAAUUCUCUUUUUUAUCAACAUUUCACACAGCAUCCCCACUCUUUUGGAGCUGUGGUUACCAAAAAAAGUUCAAAUUAUUGGAGUUAUGGAUAUGUGCAUAACUUGAAGAUUAAGAAUGCAAUGCAUUGUUGAGAUGCAUGGAGUUGCAUUCAUCGAUUUGUGCCUGAAAAGGUAUAGUUUGAGUCAGUUUACAGCCUAGUGAGCGGCUGAAAAUAAACAUUUCUUUUUCGUUUUGUUUUUGGCCAAUUCAAAAUGGGUGUGUCAGAUAUGUCAUAGAGGCAAAAUGAUUUAAGCUGUCAGAUUUAUCUAUUACACCCCUUGUAAAAAUGCUGGAAGAACAAGUAUUGGCUAAUAAUCUAGAUUGGAAAUACAUGUUUAAAAUUCAAUUAAUUAGUUGGCCUCUUGAGAAUCACUGUGGCUGUUUCUUUGUAAGCUGAGUAAAGCUCAAGUUGUGUUUUAGAGACCGUUGAUAGUAAAUUACCCUUUCUCAAAGUAUGAUUAAGAAACAACUGAAAGUAAUAAAUAUUAACUUUUAGUGUAGCCACAAGUUCUCUCUUGUCCAUCACAGACAACGUGAUGUAGAUGUCUGCUGUCUAGAAGAAAAAAAAAGUUACAUACUUCAUUGGAUAUAUGGCGCACAAAAAAUAAUGUAUAUUCUGUAGGUGAUCUCCCAAUUUUUAGAUUGAUUUCCUCUUGCGUCUAAAUACAACCAAUAGUUUCCAUUUAAGUUAAAGACAAGAUGUUUCAAAACUCAUAGUAGCAUUAAGUCUAGAUGUUGAUAUUAAAAUGUAAGGGGCUGAAGAAUAAAUGGACAAGUAUAUAUGCCUUAAACCAAUUACACAUUACAGGAAUGUAGUGUUUGUACUUUGAGGCAUCUUACGCAUAUUUACUUUCCUGCUCUGAGUUAAUGGUGAAGACAGAUUGCGAUCUGUUUGUACAGUUAAUAUGAGCCGUCUGCCAGCAUCUUAUCAUUAACAGUGAAAACAAGACAAACAGCUACGAUAACAAAAACACAGAGUUCAAACAAAUGUCUGUGGUUUUACAGGGGGGCUAUGUGCUGGAGUGUAUCCUGGCCCUCCAAAGAAAGUUGCAGAAGUCUUACUUGUGAAACUCUCAGAAACAAGUAUUAAAGUGGUUACGGCAUCUGACUGUCUGCAGCAGAUCUUUUCUUGAGUUUAGUCCUGAUAGAGACAGUAGAUUCUUUGGGUACCAAAACAACAUCUGCCAAUACUAUGAUGUGCAUCCGCUGGAUUGUAAUCUCAUUAUUUUCAGGAUGUGAAGGAUGACAAGCACUGACCCAGUGACCUGCAAUGGGCAGCAUUACGAGUUCAAGUCAAUAGUAAGAGCUGAUUGUGGUUUACUGUAUUUCAAAAGGUUGACAGUUGGACUGAAAAGCUGCAAGGUUUCACCCAGAGUGUGUUUGUGUGCAUCAGUUCUUUUGCUUAAUUAAACCAAGAGCAAUUCCAGCUGUAGAUAUCUCUUUUAAGCUGUGAUAGGAGGCAGAGACAUGGCAUUUCAGCAAUGUUGUUGAUAUGCACAAAGAUGCAACUAUUAACAUAGUUGGUGGAGAGUAUUACAGAGCAGGCUGGAUCUACUGUUAUGAUCAUUGUCAAACAAGGGUGGAUUCUCCAACACUGGGCCUGAGCUGUAGAGGUCUUAGUAAGUGCAUUUUGUCGCCUUGGGCUGGAGCCGAUGUAGUUUCCUUCUGUUUGCAGUCUUAAUGGUCCUAAUGCUAAACUAAACAACCAAGCAAUUUUUGAAGUUUUAUAUUUAAAUGUUGAGUGUAAGAAUAUAUGUCAGUAUAACUUUGUAAAAACAAUCCCAAAAAGAUAAACAUAUCCUCUAUCUCUGCUUUAAGAUAAUGUAUUUUGAUCCUUAUUCAACCAAACCAUUGUUGCCUUUAGCAGACGUUCUAUAAUGAUUAGUAUUGGCAUUAAUACAUGAAUGGUAAUCUCGAUAAAUAGGUAGAUAUGUAGCACUAUCAACAAAAGGUUGUAUUAAUACUGAAAUGCAAAUUUCUUGUUUAAAGCAGGUCAGUAUUUCCUACAUUUAUACAUCUGCAGCCUCCUGUGAACAUCUGCGGUAAAUAAUCAUGUGGAGGGAAGGCACUGGCAACAUCUGUCAUUCUUCUCAUAGUUAAAGUCACCAGACACAUGCGCAUAAUUAGAAAAUAAAUUGUGCAAACUAAUGGAUUGUUAAAGAAUGUGGGUGUAGUGAGAGGAACGGUAUUGAGAGACCUUUUCUGAUAACUGUUUUAGAAGGAUGUACCCCCUUCAAAUUACUCUGUUAUUGAACAUGCAUCAUAUGCAGAAGCCAUAAAUGAACAUCACAGACAGGAGGAUAUGGACAUGCACUUACAAAGGUACUUAAGGAGAGUGCACACAGAUGGGUGCUAUACGUCCUGCUUAAGGGCAGUACCAAAGAAGUGAAUAAGCAUCUCUCCAGCUACCUGUCUGAUUUUUGUUCUUAAGGCUGUGCUAAGACCUGAGCUUGGAGACCCUCUGGAUCCCAGGCCAAAACUCUGGAGACUGAGUAACUCCUGCCUCCUCAGGUGAAGCCCCAUCGCUAUUUUUAGUUUAGCUAGGAUAUAAAAAAAAUGUCACAGUCAGCUUUGAAUGAAAAGACAAAGAAAAAAAAAAUAAACAAACCAUACGUUAGAUUGCCAGCUGAGGUUCCUUGAGUAUUUCAGACAUCUUUUUAUUGCCAUUCUCCAUUGAAAAAAAGGGUCUUGUAAAAGAUUGGAUCCACUGAAUAGUAAGACAGCCUGAAAAGGGACUUGAUAGAAAUGAUCAAUUCAGCCCUUUGGUUUAUCUUGGUUAAUAAGUCUAUGAAGGAUAUCUGUUGUUCUUUUUGUGUGAUGCUCUGUUGUGAUGACUGAGAGUAUCUGGACACAUAAACAGACCCAGUAGGAAUGUGGAUGUGUACCCACAAAAACAGCGAGUGCUUGAUACACUUUGUGUUCGGCUAAUUAGCAGCCCAGUGCUAAUGCUAGUGUUUUUGUUUAUAGUCUGAGCCCCCGACCUCCCAUUUCAUCUCCAGACCGAGGGCACUCAUAGAAUCCCCUCUUUGUACCAAGUUAAUCUUACAGUGGCCAAGUAAGACUGUUUAUCAUAAGCACCGCUAAUUAGAUUAAAAAAUCAAGCAGACUCUUUGGACUGGAAUGUGGACCUUGCUUUUGGUCUUGAGUACACUUGACAGGAGAUGAUGUGGUUUUAAAGGCGUAGUUCAUCUAUCAGGACUGAGAGUCUUAUAGGCUUAAGGCUGAUUAGCAUUGGUUUUCAUGGAGGAUUUUUUUAGUGUUAGUUGUGGGAAAAUUGUUCAAAAAGCAACGAGGAGUGUGGGGGCAGGAUUAGCUUCAGGACAUAACAGGAAUCACAGCAUUACUGUUUGUGUUUGAAGGCUGGAACGGGCGGGUAAAUGUGCCACAGGAUACCUGCACUGUCUGCCCUUUUCACCACACAGCUGUCCGGGCGAUGGCCAGUUGGCAGAGCACUAAAAGCAGAGGAUAUCCUUGUUUAUACGAGCAAGGCUGCAGAUAAAACAGACUGGAGCUACCGAAACACGGCUGAAACUCUGAGGCUAAUGAAUGCAGCCGCCCUUGUGUAACACAUCUUGUGUUUUUAGCAAUCUGGAGCACAACUGGGGUUUCACUUCAUCACUGUCAGGGUGUGUUAGCUGUUCGAGGCUGCAGUGGUUGAUCUAAUAGAGCUCUCUGCGGCAUGCGGGCUCUUUUCCUCCCUUUGUGCAGACAUGAGUUCAUGUUUGAGCUGUGUUCUUUUUGACCCCAAACUUGACUGCACUUGAAAGGUCAAAGCCAAAGACUCAAAGCUCAAAGCAUGCGUUAAAUACUCCUUACUCUUAAUUAUUAGCGCUCUAAAUCGUGUUGCCUGUUCUCAUGCUGGUAGGUCAGCUUGGCAUGAGUUGUUGGACGGUCAGUUAGACAUACCGGCACAUAUAAUUUGACAGGAGGAGGAAACUGCUCUGGAUUGCAGAGUGAUUCAGAUUCAGAAGUCUGUCUGCAGCUGAAAGGCCUGUGAGGUAGCGGUUAAGUCCUUCUUGACCAGACAAACCAUGAAGCCCAAAGUAAAUCUGGCAGGAAUUUGUGACUUCUUCAAAUCAAAGCGACUUAAGCUGAUGUUGCUAUGCAGCAUUCAGAGUUUGACUGAGGUUGAACAAUGCAGCUCAGCAUGGCCGUGGGCAUAGUCUCUGCUAAAGAAGUUUAAUCUGCUAAUCCACUCUGUUUUCAUGUGGCUGUAGGAUUUGUCAACCUGCUGCCUUUUCGCUUGACAUGGGUCAGGAUUGGCCCGGCUGUGCUCACAGGAGUCCUGCCCCAUAUCAGACCCCCUCCCAGUGUGUCUGCAGUAAUAGAAGGGGAAGCACAAUCCCCCGUCACAUCUUCCCCCAUCAGUCAGCUUGCAUUCUUUCACUAAUGAGCCCCCCACAACCUCCACCUCCACCUCUCCUUCCCAUUACCUUCCUCCUGCUGUUGCCCUACUGAAAGACUUCUUCCAUUGUUAAAAAUUCACUAAUGUAACACCAACAUGACCAAAUCACACUUUCCAAUUCUGGAAACCUAACCUCAUCGUUGCUUCCUUCCCUACAAGCCCAACAUCCAUCAUGUAUUUACUUGUUAUGAUCAAAGAGGUACUUGAAACAUUUUAGUGCACUUUUUCUGGCUCAUUGGACGCAAAUAUUAAAAAUGAACGACCUUGAUAAUGUGCAUGAAAGUGCAAAGCCCCUUAAGUCCCAUAAGGUAAUUGUUAAUGCAGAUAAUUAUGCUAUUAUUUUUUUAUUAUUAGCAUUAUUUGUUUUAGUAUUACACUAAAAGUGGUAUUUUGCAUGUGACUUGAUUGCCCGAGCUUGAUUUAAAUUAGAGAUGCACCGAUCAAUUUUUUUUCCAAUCCAAUCCGAUACCUGAGCUGAGCGUAUCGGCCGAUAUCCGAUACCGAUCCAGUACUACUGUUGAAUGAAUGAACUGUAUACUUUGCCCAGGCUUGACAUUAGCCUUGUUUAAAAAAAAGGGUAACAAAUUAACACAGACAUAAAUUUAUUUAAGAUCAUUUUUUAGCAAAUAACAAAUUGCGCAUUAGCACACAGCAAAAAGAAAUAAGACUUCUAUGUAAAAAUUUAGUGCAAAAGGAUAGACAGACAUAGACUAUAGAGCGAACAGAAUGGCUGUGUUCCUGUGUAUGAUAUUAACUAAAAGAAAAAAACACUGGAUCAGUCAUUCAUCAGAUUUCCGAUCCAGUUAAUUUGUCAACAUUGGAGCUGAUAUCUCUAAUUUAAAUACUAACUACAUUGCCACUGUCAACAUAGAGUGACCAUGACCCAUUACAAAGGUAACGUGUUGAUUAACUCAUAUACUGAAUACUUUUUAACAGAAAUUGUAAUGUUUACGAUGCUGCAUAUUUAAAAAUUAACCAUAUGCCAUGGCCCACCUGAUCAGCUUCCUUUGCUUUUUGUUGUAAAAAAUGAAUACUGAAAACAACUAUCAGCAAAUCAUGUAAUCACAUCCCACUAAACUUCUUCAUAGCCUCUAUGGCGUAUGCUGUUGUUGUUAUGAUUUUUCAAACUGAAAGGACACAAGCUCACUAAAGACAGAGGAACAACUUCCCAACUCAGACACUUGGGAGCACAUGAAUACAGCGUUAGUUAUGUAUGUACUUAACUCAUCUAAAAGGGUCACAAAACUGAUGUAUAUUUCUUAACUUAAUUGACAGCAUUGAUUAUUGGUUCAACAAAGGGAUCAAAUCUCUGCCUCCUGAAUCAAGGUCCAAUUUUGGUUGAAAACAAUCUUAAUUCAGAUCAGUUACCUAAAGUGGAAGUUUGAAAAGGCAUAGCUAUUAUAAUUUUAUCAAAGCUUUUCCAUUUUUGAUCCAAUUUCACAUUCUCUGUGAACUGGGGAAAGCAGAUUUUAGUAGAAAGAGUGAAGAAAAUUUACAGAGUUCUUUUCUACUCUCACCCUGCCAACUCACCAUCAGCACCUGAUUUUAUCAGGUCAGCAGUAAAUCUCUGUCAAUGGAUUCUUGUGUGAAGGCUAUCUCUACUGCCAGCUUGUGCUCGUCUCUCAUAGGAAAUGUGUGGAGAAUGUGCGUUUGGGGCUGCAAUGCAUUUCUUCCUGUUUAUUAAAUAAGCCGCGGCCGUGGCCCUGCCAAAGCUCUGUCAUCAUGCAUGGCAGCCAAAGGCCAGCUGGUGCUGCAGGUCUUUGUGAGUUGAAUUUGUCUCUGAGGUUUUGCUCUGAGUCACACCAGCUCAUGUUCAAAAAAGAGGAAGCAUGAGGUUAUUCUUCAGGAUCACUUUCCUUCCAUUGUUUUGGUUUCCCACUAUAAAAAUGGAUUUAUUAUUCAUGGAAGAGGUGAGACGAAUGGAACAGAUGGUGUAAGAAAGUCCGGAUUCACAGAUGAAAGUAGACAUAUCACACCUCUCCAUACACCUAUAAUUUAUACACUUUGAAAAUAAUCCACUGUCUUUGAUAAUUACACAGUAAAAUCCAGAAUAUACAGUCUGAGGUGUUAACUUUUACUCUGACCUGAAACGCCUUGCGCCACAAUUGAGAAACAUUUACACCUUGUCCCUUUAAGUGGUACUUAUAGGUCAAAGUGGGGAGCAUAUUAUUGUGUCAAGACCAGAUGAAAGUACCAAAAAUACAUUUUAAUAAAAACUGGAUCUCCCACAUCCUGUCUUUCAGAUCUUUGGGGAGACAGAGCCUGUCCGCAUGACAUCAGAGGGCUCAGACUGUCGCUGCAAGUGCAUCAUGCGACCUCUAAGCAAAGAUGCAUGCCUGCGACUGAAGAGCGGCAGUGUUCGUGUCGAGGAUUUCUACACAGUGGAGACUGUCAGCUCUGGAUCUGACUGUAAGUGCUCCUGCACGGCCCCACCAUCUUCCCUUAACCCCUGUGAGAAUGAGUGGAAGAUGGAGAAGCUGAAAAAGCAGGCCCCUGAGUUGUUGAAGGUGAGUUGAGAUUAAGAUUAAGCUUGGUGCCAAAAUGUAUUUAAAAAAAUGUAUUUGGUCAUCUUGAAAAUUGCUCUUUUUUUAUUAAAUAUUUUUGAUCACUGUAAGUUUUGGUCAAAAAAUUCCAGUCCCACUGAAACUGUGCCAAACUGAGCAUAAACUUCAUCAAAACACUACCACACCAAAAUUAUCAAUGCUUUGUUGAAUGUGUAAAACGUUUCUUUGUCAGUCUACCAAAAAUUCUGGCACCCUGACAGAUUUAAAGGAAAUGUGGAGGAGUGGAGAGCAGAGGAAGUCAAACCAGCAGCCUCUGCAGCAAGAACUGAAGCCCUAUAUAUAUGACGCUUAGACUCCAAGGCCUUCAGCACCCUAUUAACUAAUUAUUUAAAGUUUUUAUGAGUUUGGAUAAAAAGUCUCUCAACCCCUUAUAGAAUUGUGUGAAAAGUUCACAGUGAGCUAUGUAGUUGGAGCAGAUCUCUGUUUACUGCAACAGGUGAAACAAAAACCAGCAACAAUGAUUCAGAACAAAGAAAUCAAAUUGAUGGAUUACUCAUAACUGAUGGUUAGAGUGCAUGAUUUUGAGGCAGCAGCAGGGGUGUGUCCAGACUUUUUGGAAUGGGGUGACCUACCCGAAGUUCUGACAUAGGCAGGGAUGGUGGGUGUACACACUCUCUGUCUCUUACAAUCUACUUAAAAAUCUAAGAAUUAUAAAGUCUAUUAUGAUUCAUACAUAAUGUUUAAAACAACAAAGACCACAAUUAUUUAAGUUUAUUUUUUUUAAAUAGUUCUUUUGUAUAGUUUGUAAAAAGUGCAACACUGAUAGAUUUUGCCAUAAAAUUGGAAACCAUGUCAACACAACAAAGAAACUUGUUGAAAAGGAGUGACAGUAUUUGUUGAAAGAAAGAACAGAAAAAAAUUGGUUAAAACAAUGACUCCCUGAAUACACAGCUAAAAAAAAAGUCAUUCCUCAACCCUCUGUGACCUCUAGUUACAUGCCAUCAAACAUCUAAUGUGGACACGUCAGCACUUCUUCGCACGGACUCAAAGCACUCCUUCAUUUCUUGCAGGCAUGAGAAGCACGCUAUGCACCCUGUUAAACAAAAGGCAGAUGUUUGAUCUGACUCCACUUUAAACUAUGGAUUAACCCAAUAAAUCGCUGAGGGAAAUAGUUGUGUUCAAACAGACAGGCAGAAAUGAACCGAGACCGAGACCAAGAGCACUCAGCGUCCUAUUGGGUGGAGACUGGGUGUCAAUAUUGGAAAUCACUGCAAAUUUUUUUAAAGGGUACUUAGGCUUAUUACUCCAGCUUGACCUGAGGAAUGUAAAACUGUCAGGUUUGUGUUCAGCGGAAGGUAAAUAACACAAGUUCUCUCCUUUUAUGGCUUUAAUGACCAGCUCCAAUCUAUGGUGGACCUUCUCGAGGGAACACUUUACAGCAUGGAUCUCAUGAAAGUUCACUCCUACAUCAACAAGGUGGUGAAUCAGAUGAACACACUAGAAGAGGUAAGCAAAUAACUACACUCAUGUACGUCUUCAUACCAGCGUAAUCAAAAGAUACCUCAACGUUGAACUAAAGCCAUGAUAAAACUGUGUUUUUUUUCUGCAGACAAUCAAGACAAACCUCACACGUGAGAAUGAAUUUGUUCGGGACAGUAUGAUGAGCCUCACCAACCAGUUCAAGAGAUACGAGAACUACUCCAAUGUUAUGAUGAGCAUCAAAAAGGAGAUCUCCAGCCUCAGCCUGCAGCUGCUGCAGAAAGACUCAGCCGAGAGCAAAGCUCAGGUUAGAGACAACUCUGUGGUUGUGCAAUACACAAAUCAGUCAAAGAACAUGUUAUACUUUAAGUAGCAGUAUCAGCAUCAGCUUUCACUAUUUCUUCUUUGUGCUUUACAUACACUUGACAUUGUCUUGACUUUUGACGACAGCAUUGCAACUUCUCACCCUGAACAUGAUAUCAAGAUGAAAGACGACUGCCUGUAGAAGACUACGAGCAUUUUAAAAUCAGUGCCAGCGAUAAGUGCAGGAUUAGCAGAGGAUUGCAACCGCUGGAAAACAGAAUCUCAGUAAUUUACACAAGUCAAAUCCCAGACUUAUUUGUUACAGUAUCACGAUUUGGUCAUGUCAAAGAAACUCAACCUGUCUUUGACUCCAGUUCCUCUAAAGCUCCUCUGUUUACACAGCUACAACAAUGACGUCAGUGGACACAGUAAUAAAACUGUUAAACUGGUAGCAUCUGCCAUAUUAGCUCAAUUCAAGAGAAGUUGAGAUGCUGUAUCAAAUAACAUAACUUGAUAGUAGUUCAUUAAAAAAGUGCAAAAACAACAUAUCAAAUGCUGAUACUGAAGAAAUCACAUAUUUAUGGAAACUCUUGGAACAUUAUCAGCAGGGUUAUUUUGAACAAGAUGGUGCACAUUCAGUCUUUCAUGAACAGAGUCAACCAAAAACUAAUAAUGAUAAAGACAGAGACCAGUUAGAUGUAGCCUUACCUAACCAAAAUAUCUUUGUUUGCAGGACACUAAUGAUGAGAAGACCAAGGAGGCUGUAAAAAUACCCAACAAAAAGAGCCCCGCAGCCAAACCCCCACCCAAGCUGCCUAAAGAAAAGGUAGUAAAACCCAAGAAAGAGGUUGUUAAAUCUGGGAGGCCGGUCAAGCCUGACCCAACAGCCAAAACCAAGGUUGGCCACCAGCCUGGCGUGGUGAGAGGCAUCACAUACUACAAAGCUGCCAAGACCGAGGAUGAUGAGCACAGAGGAGGUGAGAGAUAUCAACUUGACCGGGCGUAGAAAAGUGCUCAUAGAUAACCACCCUUUGUAAGCUAAAGCGGGCAGCGUGCUUUCACUUAAGCUGAAUAUGCAGUCCUAUCUGUGUACGAUUGUCUGUACGUGAUCCACUGUGAAUAGAAUAGAAUAGAAUAGAUCUUUAUUGUCAUUGUCACCAAGUACAACGAAAUUAAAAGUGCUCUCCAGUCAGUGCAUCAUAUAAAAAUAAAAGUCUUAAGAUUACUAGAAAAAGAUAAGAUAUAUCUAGACACAUUCACCCCUCCACGCAUACAUCAAAGCAUAGACAUUACAAGAGCAUUCAUCAACCUGGGUGUGGGUGUUGAACAUGAUCCAAUCCAACAAUGCCAUGUGACCCCACAUGGCAUUGUGCUGGAUCAGGAUCAGCCAGCAGUUCAAGAGCCACACAGUAACAGUUCAGAUAUAUUUUAAAUGGAUGUAGCUGCCAGUAGGGGGUUCAAAGGACAAUGUUGUUUCACACAAGUGUGAGAUAAGGCAGUAAUUGUGCGGCAAACUUAACACUGGAGUGCAAAGCAAUAGAAAAAGGAAUCAAUCACUGUGGGGCACACAAGAUCCACCCAAUAAUACAGGAUUUAUUCCAGUGUUGUUUUAAACACAGCUGGUCUAGUCAGCACAGGAUAACUAGUGCUCAUUCAGCGAGCAGGAAAUCCAAAUCUUUUAGGACAAAAUACAUGGAGCUGAUGGAAUGCUGUCUCAAUGGAGCGCUGCCAUGUCCAUGACAUGCCUCAGCUUCACUUUUCACAACAAUGUGUGGGGACCCUCACCAAUGCAGAGAAAACAUUUCCUGACUCCUUCCAAUCCUCUUUAAGUCUAGUUGAGUGAAUAGGUAUGCCGCGUUUGCACAGGGCACACGCACAAUGCUGUCAGACCAUGUGUUCUGCCACGUAUGUGACCCUCAGCAGGCUCGGCCACCCUUUUGAAAUUACUGAAACCAGUCAGCUGCAUUUCCAUAAUCUGAGGCAAAGUGCUUUAUUUAUUCAGAGAAGACUGAUACAACUCCUGACAUGCCUGUCUUCAAACUUGGAUACAGUUACAAACAUUUAACAGGGAUGUGUCCUAUGGAACCAUUGCACUGUGACAGGGUCCGAUAUCACCUUUUUGAGUUUCCGGCCAAGUUGGUUGUCAAAAAAAAAAAAAAGCGUUGUGAAUAACAAUCUUUAUUGUUCCCUUUUUGUCAAAUACACAUUUGUUUCACAUUCACAUUUGUUGACUGAUGUGCUGCACAGUGAUAUGCGUGCUGUUUUUGAGUGUGGGAGCCUGACCCUGUGAUACUCUGACAUGCAGACAGUGAAAAAAUAGAUGUCACACCAAAAGUGGGGUGAUGGCAUGGCCAAGUUUUGUCUUUAAAAGACAGCUACAGUGGCACAAACAUGUACCUAGAUAACCUUCUGAACGAUAUUCACCAAAUGGAAAAUCUACCCACCCUGGACCCUGUUCUUUACUUUCAAGUUGGAGAGGUAAAUCAGCUCAGUCAGCGGCUUAUUGGUGGUAGUUGCAGAAAAAAAGAAAAUAAGCAUAAGAGUUUGGACAUCUUAUAGAUAUGACCUACCAAUGGAAAAACCAAAAAACUGAAAGCAGUAAAGUUCUUUACCUCCAGUUCCCAGGAACGAAACAGAUGCGAAAGAGGAAAAAAACGGAGAUCUCUCUAUUCUCUUCAAACUGAAAAAAACAUAACAGUGUCAUAAAUGUUUUCUGGUGCUGUAUUAUUUCCUUUCAGAACAUCUGAGUAUACCAUCUGAGAUCAGACAUAAGGGAUGAAAAAAAGCUGGUAUUGACUAGUUUUUUGAUCAUCAUUCCAGUAUUAAUAGGACUUGAAGGGGACUGUGAUCUAUAUAACAGCAAAGCAACAAAUGGGUGCAACAUGCUUCCCAUCUGCGUUUCCGAACUAAGAUGUCCUUUGACAACUGUUCGCUCCACACAGAGCCAUGAACUUUAUGAGACACUUAUGCUCCGGUAACAAUUAAAACUUCCUCAUCUUCACAAAAAGGUUACUUUUACUUUUUGCUUGUCCAACUCUUAUCAGAUCCAUAUGUUGAGAUUACGUGUGUCAGGGAGAUGCAGUACUUUAAACUACUGAUGUUAUAUUCCCACAUCUGCCUGACAGCCCGGGACAACAGAGUACGAGGACCAUAAGGAGAGCAGACCAUGUUUUUGAAUAAGCCUGCUCAGUGUUAAACCGCAGUCCCAAGGGACUUCUGAAGAAUGAAACCACUAAAGAAGUAGCAAGCAUGCGGCCAAUGGAGACCGUUGAUUAAAAAGUAAAUGACUGUUUUCAAAAGAUUCUCUUGUUUAUUACGUUUUGAUGGGAAAUUACAACAAGUGAGCUUUUUGUUAUACCAGUGAGCAUUAUUUUUUUUCUCCAUUAGAGAGGACAGUCAAAGAGAGACAGGAAAUGUGACAGUUUUUGCGCUAAUAACAUUUUAAGUACUGCUGUAAAAUGACCUGAAGAAAUAUUGUCACAAUAAGUAUUUGCAUUGAACACUCUUGAUUGUGCAUGUGUAUAUUAGGUACAACCCAACUAGAAACUUGAGAAACUUACAGAAACUUACAUGGAGUCUGAUUCGCCGACUGUAAUUUGUUCUGGAAUUGCAUCAAAACUUCAAAUCACGGUUUUCUUGUGAACAGCCAACACUUAUUGAAAAGCUUGUGGACAAUAAUAUCCUAAACUACGAACAGAAACCAAACAUGUCAUGAUAAGUGUGUAGAGUUUGUGCUCAUACAAACAACCUGUUUAUAGAGCUUAUGCAGAACCUCUGGCCUUUUUAAGAUAAUGGACAUGGUCUGUUUACUCACCACUGUCCAGGCUUUCUUGGCAAUCGUCUGCAUUUUGCCUGAAUCUACAUUUUCUCUCUUUUCCCUUUCAGACCAGCCUGCAAAAACAUACACAGUUCAUCAUGUCACAGAAAACCAGUCAGAGGAUGGAGGAGCUGAAAUGGUCCUGGAGACCAUGGAUGCCACCGUGGCUGAGCCAAAUCCCACCACUGAAGCCCCCCCAACAACUACCACCACCACCACAACUACAACCACCACAACUCCCACCACCACAACUGCGCCAACUACCAUCACCACACAAAGUGCAUCAGCUCCUGAAAGACCAGCUCCAACCAUUGUGCUGGUGCUUGACAACUCCAACAACAACAGUCGACCCUCUCUGCACAGAGCAGGUACACGCUGAAUAACCCACUGUGAAUGAGCUCAGUGUAGAUCAUUUAAAGCUUGUAGAGUCUGCCAACAAAUUUCUGAGAGAAAUGAAUUUGAAACGAGUGUGAAUUGUGUUAAACUUCCUGCUUGUUUCUUUCAGGAAAGAUCCUCAACUGUGAAGGGACUCUGGGAUCCAUUGAGCAGCCAGAGAAGCAGCACAGUUACGGGCGCAACGAGGGAGCCUGGAUGAAGGAUCCCCUGGCUAAGGACUCCAAGAUCUAUGUCACUAACUACUACUAUGGCAACAACUUGGUGGAGUUUCGCAACUUGGACAACUUCAAACAAGGUGGGCCUUUCUGACAUUAUCUCAUUCAUCCUCGGUUAAGUCUUAAGCUCUACUGCAUCAUUGUGUUCAAAGGGUUCUUUUAGCCCCACCAAAGAAACCCAGUAUCGCUCACUGAUUGACUUGCAAUGAUAAAUGUCCAUCAGGUGCCACUUAUUGGGCAUCUGAAGGCUGCAAAGAAAUCCAGUUCCUGUUUUUCAACUUGCACAAAUACAAUUCUUCUUAGAUUGAUGCAUUUUAUUUAUAGUUAAGGCCACCUUACAAGAGAGGGUCAAUACAAGACAAACAAAUGAGUCCACAAAAUAAUUCAAAACAAUGAAUGAAACAGUGGAGGUCAGCAGAAAUGAACAGUCAGACUGAACAGAGUACAUCUGAGCUGAGCUUUACUCAGUGGCCUGCCUGAACUAACACUAUGCUCAAUAUCUGAAAGGUUUUUGUUUGUCGUUAGAGAAUUUUGCUGAUGAUCCAUAUCAGGUUAAAACACUGAGGCAUCACAUUGGGGCAUCAGUAGCUAAGGCAGUAGUUUACUCUGUGGGGACCUAACUUGUGUAUAGGAGGGCAACUAGCUCAAGCCCUGUCAUGGGUCAAGGUCUGUAGGAUAGACUCGAUGAAAGGAUGUUGUUUCAUGAGGGACCCUUCAGAAGGGCGCUGACCCCCAACAGCUCAGGGGGCAAAGUCUACAUAGUCUUCUCAACUAAGGGUUUGAAUGGUCUCCUUUUAGGGGGCAGCCCUAAAAGUUACUAAUUUAAAGUAUUUUUUAAUACUUAAAUAUAUUCUUUUUAUGGUUUGGUUUUGGUAGGUAAGCAGCUUCUCGGUAGGUUUAGUUUGGCAUCUGCGUUCAUAAACCGAGAGAUAUCUUGACUUUCCUCUGAUUUCCAUCUUUUAACUGUAAACACUACAAUGAUCCCAACAUACUGGUCUACCUCUAGUACCUCUCUGUUUUAGUGAUAAGGCUGUGUUUUCUCAAAUAACAUCACUGACACUGAUUCAUGUUGAUUAUCCAAUCAGCUCUUUGAGACUGAUGAGAUCUGAGGAAUGUAGGUUUGGUUGUUUCAUGGCUUCAGUGGGUGGGAAAAUCAACUCCUUCCACAUCCAAAUCAACUGAGGAAUUGGAUUACACUCUUUAAGAGAGUUAAGAUGAUCUCCCCUCACAGGACUUGGCUUGUUGAUCUAGAUGUGUUUAGACAAUCUGCUUUCUAAAUGCACUUACAUGUGAGGCAUCCUGCAGUGUGGUGAGUUCACAGCUGUGUGCGGAUGACUUGGUAUUUGGAGUUGCAGUGGUGCCCGCUGUGCCCUGACAUGUGCUCUGGCCUUUCCUUUGAACUGGGCACAGUGGAGAGGGAUUAAGCGUGUGGGCUGGACUUAGGGGUGGGGAUGGAGUGAGAGUGUUUUACGGCCCGUUGUUUUUGUCCUUCACUGGACUUUCCAUUUAUUAUCAUUAUCUAAAUCGCACUUCCUGAGGUUGGAAGGUUAGGAAACCAGAUAGGAUGUGAUUAGAAAGUGACACCUACAGUACACAACGUGUUUACUCAGGAGUGAACUGUUAAAAAAACUCUGUCACUCUCAUAUGAAGCCAGUGUGUACACAGUCUGACACUGUAAAAACAUUGUCAUUGGCUCUUUGAAGGGCAUAAUACCAGCAAAGCACACACACUGCUGGUUAUAUCCAACUCAUAACUACUGAAAGAUAUUAUACAGAUAAGCCCUAAACCCUAAAGGGGUUUACUUUAUGCUGCAUUAAAAAAUAUCCUCUUACAUAUGAAAAGAUUUAAUUUUACCCACGAAUAAUGAUUGAAUAAUGCACUUGGAAUAAUGUUUGGACAAGCUGUUGCCCUUAAGACAUUUUGUCCUUCAAGUGAGUCAAAAUCCGGCCUUAAGCUAGGGCAAUUGGGUCCCUGUUUUGAAUGACCUGUUCCCAGCUAAAGCCGUCCCCGGAAAUGUCCCUGAUAUCAUGAAUGAGAAAAAUGUCACGUGCCAACUAGAACAACGGUUAUUAGGUUAUUGUGGCAGCCAGGGUAGGUAGGUCCCUGGAUUUCAUUUCAGAAAUCUGGUCACCUUGUCUUAAGCAUAAACCUAGAGGAUGCGUGAUUGUUGUGAUCUAUCGGCAUCGUGUACUACACAAAAAUAUGUUUCUACAAGCGAUAAAAUGCUGAUCUGUUUUGUGUGAAUUAGAAUGGUGAAUGAAUGUUAUAGCUAACAUGAUGUACUUGGAUUUUGUAGGCCGAUGGAGCAACCUUUUCAAACUGCCCUACAACUGGAUUGGCACGGGCCAUGUCGUCUAUAAUGGAGCCUUCUACUACAACAGAGCUUUCACCAAGAACAUCAUCAAGUACGAUUUGAGGAUGCGAUAUGUAGCCGCCUGGACUCUGCUGCAUGACGUGGUCUAUGAGGACACCACCCCCUGGAAAUGGAGGGGCCACUCAGACAUUGACUUUGCAGUUGAUGAAAGUGGCCUGUGGGUAAUUUACCCCUCGAUAGACUACGAUUAUAACCAGCAAGAGGUGAUCGUCAUCAGUAAACUGGAUCCUGGAGACCUGUCACUGAAAAAGGACACAACCUGGAGGACAGGUCUAAAACGUAACUCCUACGGGAACUGCUUCAUAAUCUGUGGUGUCUUGUAUGCGGUUGAUGUGUACAAUCAAAAAGAGGGUGAGGUGAACUAUGCUUAUGACACGCACACCAACACUGAAGCCAUCCCACGCCUGCCCUUCACCAAUGAGUACUCCUUCACCACCCAGAUUGACUACAACCCCAAGGAGAAGGUUUUGUACGCCUGGGACAAUGGCCAUCAGCUCACUUAUCAGAUUAACUUUCUUGAACAGUGAGGUACAGAUUCACUAUAGAUACACUCACAAUAGGUCUGCCAGUGUGGCACCUAAAUCAAAAGAAGACACUCAGACUUGACAGCAGCCAUAUUGGACUCAACAGGACAAAGGAUGAACCUACACCAGCCGUUCACUACCAAUGCAUGCUAUUUAAACAACUGACCUCACAGUGUACGGAUCACACAUGACUUUAAAUGUGUUUUGGGAUGUGACUGUAAGAUUUUUCUGUGCUGACAGCAGACAGCGGAAACAAUCUCACAGGUUGAGUUAAAGCUCAUGAAGACAAACUUGGGAACGCAGAGAUUUUUGUUCUUUGAUUAGCAAGGAGUUUGAUAAACGAGAUUAACUGUUUAACACAAUGCUGAUCUCCAUCAGGGCAUUUUGAAGCUUGCAUUUUUGACCUCUUACUGGAUGACAUUUUAGUGGAAGCUACCUUAAGUCUGCAAAAUCCUCAGGUCAAUCAAGUCUUGAUAUCUCUUUCUGAGGUUAUUUUAGAUGAGUCUGUUUUGAACACAUUUAUAAAGAGGUCUUGAUCUUGGUUGCUGCUAUCUCCUAUCUAUACAAUUGAACUUUGUAAAUGAAAAAAAAAGUUUUGUGUAACUCAAGCUACAGGUGAACAUGAGAACGAGGAUCACUGUAAACCAAAGGUAUUGCUCAAAAACAGGUGGAGUCCAUCAUCAAACAAAACCGUACUUUAUGACACAUAAGAUAACCUGUCAAUCUGUUUCAAGUAAAAAGAAGAUAGCUCAGUCUGGGUUGGUUGGGCUCUAUACAGAAUGUAGGGGUAGCCUAGAUAAAGGGCUAUCAAAGUAAUUAGCAUUCACUCCUAUGUAAUGGUGCACCCACCCAAACCCUAGUUCGCAGGAGAGUUUUAAGACAACCACAUUGACCUUUGGGACUUUUUUGCUAGCAACAAUUGUUCCCAAGGCCAAGAAGAGUCAAUACAUUUCAAAUGAGAACUAUUUGUACUCAAGUAACUGCAACCAAAAAGUAUACACUCACAGUACAUCCUUUUAACUCUGGUAAAAGAGAGUUAAAAAGUGUCUGGUAGUGUAAAGCUACCGAGUGAAAUGAUUGCAAUUGUUGUGAUCUGGAUUGUUGAUAUUUCUGGGAAGGUGCACAUCAGUAUACAACAUAGGGUCUGCAUUUUAGCCAUACCUGAGACUUUUCUGCAUACCUAUAGUAUAAAGGCAGGGCUAAUGUAAAUAUCAGGCCUUAUUCAUAGCCAUGAAUAGUUAAGAUUUUGGGGGAAUUACUCUGCUUUUUCUGCUCUUUCAAGUAAACAUACACUGAUAUACAUCAACAGUAAAAGGCAUCAGUAAAAGAAGAUCUGUAAUUCUCAUUUUCACCCUUUGUCAUGUUAGUCUGGGACAAGAGUAGCUUUCCAUGCUUGUCAUCCCAUAAAGCUCCUUAGUAUCAUAUACAGGUGUCAAUAGAAAACCUCAGUUUUAUCACUGUUCAGCUUUAAAGCCCACUAGUUAAAUGGACAUUUUUCAGGGGAAGGAAAAUCAAUAGGAGCUUCCCGGUGGGUGUGUCCUUGAGAGAAAUGCUAAGUGGGCAUAUCCACUUUAAAAAUCUACCUGUAACAAAACUAUCCUCUGCAAUUGUAUCUGCUUUCCCAUCACGUAGCCUUGAUAGUACAGUCAAUGAUACACUUACUUCUUUAAAGCUUUAUCACACAUUCCUGUGACUAGCUGAGUGUAGGUAACAGCAAGUUGCUAGUACAAGUAAGUGGAAACCAACUUAAGCUCCAGUGCUUUACUGUAACACGCGCACUGUUUUCUAAAUUCAGAUUUCUCACAGCGAGUAUCUAGUGGCAGGAAACGUGGCAUUCAUAUAUCGUUUCUAUUUCAUUCAGAUUUCAAAGUCAUAAAUAAAGAUGAACUAGCUAGCUAGCUAGGCUACAUAAAUUUAGCAUGAGCAAGAAUCCUUCAGCUUCAGAUUCCCAUCCAUUUUACCUUUGAAUGAGCUUCAAACAUAAGUGUAAUCUAGCUUUGCCCCAACUUUUAACUCAACCAAUGAGAUUAUUUCUGCCUGCAGAAUGAUUCUUCGUUUGAGAGCUAUUUUAAACUAAAGAAUCACCGAUUGUUUCACACAUUCAUCAACUCCAUCCUUUCACCAAGCACUUUGAUUAUGACUCUGCAUUAUUAUUCCUGCCUCGUGAUGCUACCCUGUCUUUUUAUUACUGAUAUUUUUGUUGAGGGAUAUGAUAUCAACUCCAAAAAAAAACACAUUUUCAAGCUUGAUACUCUAUAUUUACCUGAACCCAUUUGACAAUAUGAUACACCUUUUUUAAUUUCAAAGCUUCUUGUAAAGUUUCUUUAUCUGUGUAUAAAAUAUGCAGUUUUGUAUUGUUAAUACAUUUAAUAACCACCAGUUUGUUCUUGAGUUUUCGAAUACUUUAAUCUCGAUCAUUCAUGCUAACACAAAAGGUGCCGUGCGCCAUUACAUGUCGUUUUUCCAGUAAUGAACAUUGUACAUGAAAAGUGUCUUUGACAUUAAAUAAGAAUACUGGGGGAGUCACUUUCUACAGUAUGUGGUCGUGUUUUAGUGAGGACCUCUGUAACUGAGUCACUGUUAACCAGGAGUUUGAGAUUGGAUCAAGACAAAGACUAGUGUGGGUUAACACUGAUGAGAUGUAAAACAUUAAAACCUAGGUACACCUGAAUUUGAUCUAAAAGACUAAAAACAUGAACAGAAAAAUAUAUUAAGUUGUCUCCACAUUCACCUCUUUCAUAUACAGUUGUCUUUACAGCAUGUUUGUUUACAUGAGCGUUACAUUAAAAACCUCUUGGCAAAGAACUCAAAAAUUAUUGCAAAAAUUUAUCUUUUUGGAUUCCCUCUUGUAUUUUAUGUGCAAAAAGAAAUCAGUGGCUGAAAUAAGCUUCAACAUCUACUCAACCAGUGUUUGUAUUACACAUUAGCAGUCUUGUCAUGGUCCUUUACAAACAAGUUUUUGUUAUUAAUGGACUGAAUUCAAUUCUCGCAAAUAUGUCAUGGAUGAAAAACAAAAUGUGUAAUUUUGUGAUAAGUCGCAGUUGUGGCAUUGAUACAAAAUCCAAGGUUUGUCUGAGAUUAAACAAGCCAAAGUAAAAAUGUGGUAACUCAAAGAUAAGACCUUUAAGGAGUGGUCUCCAGGUCUGAACUUACGCCCACUGUUACGACACUGCGUAAUGUUGAUAAAAACUGAAUUUGAUGUGUCACAAACCAUAUAAACUCAAGAUUACUUGGAAAAAAAGACAAUAUACAUUAAAUGUUGAAAUUGGAAAUUAAAAGAUUUUAUGGAAAUAGAUAAUUUGAUGACAACAUCAUGUCUCAAAACAAAAAAGUGUCAUGUAACAGCUGUUGGAAAUGGUAAGCUUGUAACUCUAAGAGUUAUUUAUAUUCUGUUUUGGUCUCAAACUGAUUCACAAACAUAUUUCACUGCUUGUUCAUAAUAAUCAGGAGUGUUUUGUUACGUGUAUUCAUAAAUGCUUUCUGAUUUCUAUAAAAAUAAUUUGUUCAAGUUUAAAUAAUACUGUCAUGAAAUGUAACACCACACUUGAAACCAGCUGUACAUGUGUCUGUGCUAUGAAAUAAACCUCCAUCAUUAAUGUCUGGCAUGUGGCUAAUAAAUCAGUCCCCUGUGUCCCAGUAUACACCAUGGGACAGCAGGACUCGCCUUACCCUCCUCAUGUUGAAGGGAUAAUGAACGGUGAGUCAGAUCUUCUGAUUUCUGGAUAACUCCUCUCAUGAGCUGUGUUUAGUUCUGGUGCAAAGGUCGCCAUGCUCUGCUGAAUGUCGAUCUCAAAAUACACCAAAAGGAGCAGCAGGUCGUGGUAACAAGGGCAUGGCUGCUUGAUUUCUUGGCUGAGGAUUUGAGAGUCUUGGACUUCAGCUCCAAGUCAUGCAAUUCUGCUGGGAGGCAUCAAGAGAGCUGAAUAGAGGGUGUGGUGGUGGACCCUCGCAUGUGGUCCUCAUUUAGGGGGAUCUACUCCUUAGUUCUAUUUAAAGGUUCACUCUGUUCCCUUUUACACCAGAUAAUGAUGUUCAUUAAUGAGUGCAAGGCAAGUCCGUAAGUCUGAUUAGGGCAGCACUAAUGGUGUGUCCAAUUCUGAACUCUGCCUCCAAAUGUUGACAUGUUGUUGUAAUGGAACAAUGACGUCCACGUUAACCGUGGUGAUGAACACUGACAAUUCACAUGACCUAUGCUGCUUCCGUCUCAGGGCCUCACGUUGAACACAAAGCCUGUCCUGUUGCUAAAUCAGGGCUCAACUUGAUCCUGUUCACAUCAGCAGGGCCUCCUCUUUAUCACCAUCAUCGUGUACCUUCAUGUCCUCACAGGGCCAACCAUGUAAAGCCUUUGUCUCUACAUCAUGUCCCACUGUGAAGCCAAGACCUCCAUUGUUGAAACAUAUUAAUGUUCAAGAAUUAACUGGUUCAAUACAGGAAGAGAUUUUUGUUUUUGUGCUGCCAAAAGACAAAGGAUGGUAACUGACUCUGCAAGUCUGUUUCACUGGAUUCAUCUGAAGAAGAAACACCCCACUGUGCCUGCCCAGGUAAAUAACAACGACAAAUGAUAUGAAUGAAUGUUAACUCUUCAAAUUUCACAUUCACAAAACUCAGUGUUGUAAGUAUAAAAAAGGCGUAUGCUGUCAUUUUGUGCUUUUGCUUUUUUUUUUUUGUAUUUUUUACAAGGCAGCAUGACUUGCUAAAUCUCCUGUUAGAUAUUAACAGGAGAUAUGCUGUGCACCAUUAAGCAAUGGUUGACUCAAUAGAUCCAAGCUACCUCAUGGUACACAUUUACCCGCCCUGAAUUGUGGCCAAAUAUUAACAUGAUUCCGUUACAUGUAUAGUUUCAAGAGAGUGUUUUUGAAAUUGACCUAUCAUAUUAAGGCAUAGAAGCUUUUCUAUGACAAUAAGGUCAGGGUAAAAGUACACAUUCAGCCAAAACGACUAUGAUAAAACUGUCUGAGAAAAUUAGUUCCACUUAUUAAUCUGCAUUUUAAAAACACAAAACAAACAACAACAAAAACAACCCCAUGAAUUAUCAACCACAAUUUUCUGAUCAUGACUUAUGCUUUAACUAUUGUGAAUGUCUUGCCAAAAUUAAUAGUGCAACAGCAGAUCGAAGUACCAUUGUAUACCAAUAGGCCUAUAACCUCGAAGUGGUCACCAAAACCUUUUUUUCGAGAUGAAAGAAAACAAAAUAUACAGUAAUACCACAUUUCCUACGCCUGAGGCAGUAAUUUCACAUUUCCAGAGUGAUGUCUCUUCCUGACAGUCUGUCAAAGAUGGAAGUGUGAGCAAUAGGAAGGACCAAAACAAGGUCAGAAAACAGGCAGACUGGAGUGUUUUUGAUUGAUUGUGCAAGCUUACAGGCAGGUAAAGGCACGUAGGAAGUCAAGUAGAUGGAUGGCUUCGGGUUCAAGUGAGCAAAAUCUCAAUAGCAGCAAAAAGUAAAUAGCAACCCAGUGAAAGGCAACGUCAAUGAACUGGCAUAAACAUAAAAAUAAAUAAAGGAAAUGAUCUGGCAUAUGCAAAGUGCAGCAUCUAUUAUCGCACAUGUGCAUGGACACUCUUUGGCUAAUGAGUCUUGAGAUAACUUGCAUGGUAAUUUUGUGGCAAAUAAAUAUAAAUCUUUUAAUUCUUUAAUUAUUUAAUGUCGAUUAACCACAGAGGUGUCAACAGUGUCAGAAUAUUAGAUAGGAAAAGAACUGAAAGUCUUACAAUAUUCAUUUCACUCCGUUUUCAGAGUUCUGCUUGCUGGACCAAGCCAGACGUGUUCAGGGAAUUAGAAACUAAAGUACCAUGACAGCAAACAUGUUUUUGUUGUCUGAUAAAGGAUUGUACUGUGUUGAUUUGUUCCAGCACUUUACAGUCCAAGACCCCCCCUCACAGACCUCUACCAAGAAAAGAUCUCUCCAUUACGGGAACAUUCCAAUGCACCAUCCCAAAUAUACAGAUCCACACCCAUCCAUGAAACAACUCAUCAGGACCUCUGUGUGCAAGUCUCAGUAUAAACAUAAAGAAACACCUACAGAUCGAGCCAAGAGGAAGAAAAAAGAUACUCGGUGUGGAGUUGAUUUAAAAGUCUUUAAAAGCAUCCUUGUUUACAGACAAGAGUGGGACACUAUGUUCUUUCAAGGGAUAUUUUAGUAACAGACUUGCCUGGAGAUGGCAUGUAAAGUAAUAAAAAGAAGACUUGUGAUCAGUUAUCUGUAACUAUCAAAGGAACAUCUAGAAUUCUCACAAUGAUAACCAAAUAUAAAAUGGUAUCGUAGUGGUAAGAGAAACAGAGACUUGAUUCGAAGUUUUAAAUAAAAUGUUCAAACUUGAUUCUUGACCAGCCCAAGUGCCAUCCAAAAAUCCAGAACUACAAUUUGCUUUGUCAAGACCGGGACCUAAUUUUUGUGGUGGUAUAACCAUUGCCCACUUGUUUAAUUCAUCCCAUUUUCCCGCAGGGAGGCUUAUUGGGGGAUCCACCACAACUCACUGACUUGACGAACCCCAUUAAGGUUGUUGGAUAAACGAAAGGAAAGAAAGAAAAAGAAGAAAAGGGGUGGAUAAGAAGAGUGCAGAACAUGAGAGUAAAAGUCGACAUGGUAUAUAAAUGUCAUCCAGCCAUGACAGAGUGAUAUCAGUGCAAAAGGGGUUGUUCAAUGUUCCAUGACCCAUGUAAGGAAACGCAUAUGCACUUCUUAGUGCCUUCCCUGCUAAAGUAGGGGCCCCAGCUGAGCCACUCAGGUCAAAACAAUUUCAUCACACCUGCUUGACAGCCCAGACAUACCUGUGGCUGCAAAAGAGCACUGACUCUGUCCCUCCUCUGUCAGACUCAUUAUGAACGUUUCAACACAGGACAAAUAAUGACAGGAUGACUGACAUGGCAUCUGAUCUGCUGCAGCUCCCUGUGUCUCAAAUUGAUUAAGAUCUAACAGCUUUGAGAAAAUGGUCAUUAGCACACUGCAGAGAGUCCCAUGGAUCUCAUGUAGAGAUAAGCAGGAUGCUGUGAGGAUGACUUUUGGCUUUUAAAUGACAUACUGCGAGCACAUUAACUAUGAAGGCAUUAGUAUUUGUUAAGGGGGGUAUCAUGCAUUUCUUUCAGACUCUAUAGUUCCUCCUUUCUGAUACCUCUUGAAAGCCUCAAAUUUUACACUGUGGUGUAUUAAAAUAUAGUUUUUCAGCCUCCAUCAGAAACGCUUCAUGUUGGCUGCUGUCUUUAUAAUCAAUCAAUCAAUCAACUUCAUUUCUACAGCACAUUUAAAAGAACCACAGGGUUAGCAAAAGGCUCCCCCUCCACAAGCCAACUUCCUUCUGACUGGCCACCUCUCCAGAGGCUUUUCGAAAGACGGUCGAUGGCAGAGCUCGAUGUUUUAGCCCUGCUCCCUCUAGUGUGGUUGAUCAGUUGAGCAGCAUAACCCCAAUAGACAACAUAUAUGUAAAUAUAUAUGAAUAUUAGAGGGAUAUUCCAGCGUAAAAUUAAGUUAGGGUCAAACACACUGUAACACUGAGUUAGACACCGCAUCGAGAGAUGAAUGUUGCUGACCACUUGCUUCUCUAAUUAUACCAACUUUAGUAACGACCGCAGAUAGCAAUACGGAGAGCAAUACAGCACCUGACUACAUCAACAAUACACAAAGUGGACCAGCCACAGCACUAGCCAUCAAAUAUCUUUUAACUUUGCCUGAUUUCUUUAGCAAAGAGACUAAACACAACUCACCCACUCUCUUCCAGCAGCCACUUGUUUGUAGCAAGACCUCGGGCCAGUCCAUUAUGGACAGCAGUGGGGUGACGCAGCUCAAGGAAGAACAUUUAUGAUCAUUACUUUAUCAUUUCCUCAAAGUAAUAAUCAUCAAAAUAAUCAUUUUGCAUUGCAGACGCGGUAGUUCUUCUGCCUCAGGGUCUCGGUCUGAUUGCAUUUCCAUGAAGUAAUAAUUGACGGGGUGUCUAACUCGGUGUUACAGUGUGUUUGACCCUAACUUAAUUUUACACCGGAAUAUCCCUUUAAAUCUAUGGCUACCCCAUCCUGCAGUGGGUGUCACCUCACACGCUGAGCUUCUUGCCGGAAGCUCAGUUGAACCAGUAAGGAGAGUCUAUAAUUCUUACGUCAGAAUUUUAGUAAAUUUCGCUCAUAAACUACGGUCUCACAUUUUCAUGCAUUUGUCUGAGAUUUCAGCAGUUUACAUCUGUUUUCUAAGAUUACGACAAAAUAAAAUUACCUUGGGAUUUGAAACUUUGCAUACAUGUAGUAUGGAAACCAAACUUUGUAACUUUGAAGUUUUUGUUGUAAAUGUGGAAAAGAAUGAUACCCCCCUGCCGCCCCCUUUAAAGGGAAUGGGACAAGUGGCAACUUGAGUGUUGUACUGAACAGAAUGAAGAGAACUUCACCGUGACUUUAAUUAAGACCCUUGAAGCUAUUUCCUAAAACAGUCACUGAGGAGAAAGAGUUGGCUGAACAGGAUGUAAGAGCAGAGCAGAUAGUGAGCAUGCACCACCGUGCUUUUCAAAGCUGCACGGAAACUUCUGCUUGGUCAACCGUCUGUCAAUCCCUGAGCUUUAUGAAAUCUCAAGUGUAAAAAAAAGCUAGAAGGUCUGAUAGUCAAUUACAAUUCAGUGAUGAAGUUCUCCCCCGCUUGUCUGUGGAAAUUGGCAGGCACUCAAUUAUGUCUCAUGGUCUUUCCAGAGGGGGCUUUCCUGAGGUUAAGGCGCGGGACUGAGGAGCUCACCAAAGAAGGCCAUUGUACAAGACACAAUGGAGACUUUUGAAUACGAUAGAGGAGGAGUGGUAGUGUCAGGACCUCACAUCAACAUUUCAUUGCAAGGGUGAAGACAAAGCUGUUCCAAAACACCCACAGAUUCUGACAUGUGAUCCCGUCAAAACACUGCAGGGCAUAAACAAAUAUCCACACAGAUCAGUCAGAAUAAGGUGAAAUAUCUUUCCGAAUACAUCCAUAAAUCAUCGUGAUGAAGUGUGAACUCUUGGCCCUUGAUUCAUGUUGAUCUGAAAAUAAUAGAGUCUUUCAAAUGAGAUAAAGAGAUAACUGCGCCUCUGGCAAAUACAUACGGCCCUAAAAAAUACUGCAAAUGGAAUCUAAUACAUCUUUCCAAAAUAGAUAAGAUACGAUUGAAUGUUUUGGCAAGAACCUGAGCCCCAUCUGUUCACUAUGGUGACAGGAAAAUAAAUCAGUCAACAAGCAGGAACAAUCAAGCUGUUGCAUCUGGAUGACUAUUAUGCAGUGCUUUAUAUUAUAAAGAUACAUAGAUGGAUACUUAAGUAGUUUAUUGGACCAAGAUUGAAGCAGAGUUGUGCCUCACAUUCAUACACUGCCAUGCAAUCACUGAUAGACACUGUAAUGCACUGCCAGAAUCUGGCUUAGCUGUUUCUGAUGGGAGGUGAGGGCAUCUGUCCUCCAGAUUUUCCCAGCAGACUUCUCCUGGAACUUUUCUGCAUCCUGAUUUUCGUCUGGCAAGUUUGUUUGUUUUUCUUUUUCAUGAUAUUUCAGAGAAUUUCUUGUCUUUGUAAACUCAUGCAGUCCAAAACCUUUUCCAGCCACAAGCCUCCCAUCUGCAUCAGCAACAGACUGUACCCAAGGUGUGUACCAUCUGGUUAGACUGUGAACUUAAUUUUGGAGCCUUGUACUCGUGUCACAGCAUAAGCGGAAGGUCUGCAUAGUCCCAUACAUGUGAACAUUUGAUUUGAUUUGAUUUAUUUGGGAUCCCCAUUAUCCUUGGCCAAGCCUAAGCUAUUCUUCCUGGGGUCCUUAAGCCAACUCACAACAUAACAAUGCAAAUAUCUCAUAAUAUUAUCAUUAUAACAAUACUACUACUACUACUACUACUACUACUACUACUAAAAACAACAACAACAACAACAACAAUAACAAUAAUAAUAAUAACAAUAACAAUUACAAUAAUAAUAGUAAUAAUAAUAAUAAUAAUAAUAAUUAUUAUUAUUAUUAUUAUUAUUAUUAUUAUUAUACAUAAACACAAAACAAAUAAGCAAAUAAACAAACAGAAUACAUACAAAUACACAAUACAACAAUACAUAAACAAUAACAGAUAGCUCCUUGUACGCAGCCUAAUGACUUGUAUGGCGACUAUCCCAAACAACUUAGUCGCUGUGAGGCUAAGCAGUGGAAAACCAUACCUUGCCCGACGCGCUGGCUGUAUGUGCUUCAAUGAAUAGGCUGUUUCUCCUUUAGUAGUUUUAAUUAUGCAAAAAAGACGAAGCACUUACAUGAAACAAAGAAGGAAGUCUUUCAAUAUAAGGUGAAACAUAAGCAGUCAGCAAAAAGUAGGACUUCCCUAUUCACCCACCUUUAUAACCACACAAUAUACAAAUACUAUAAAGAUCAUGGCUACUACAAAGAAGUGGCAUCUACAUGACUCAACUGGGUCACUAAUCCGUCACCUAAAAUAUAAGUAAUUCAUUCCUGUAACUGUAGCUGAGGAGCCCAAUGUCAACUUCCUCUUUUGUCUGGUACAAGUGCACUGAAAGAAACAAAUCCUCUCUGCCUCAUCUUUUUUAUUUCUCUCUCUUUUCCAGCUGCAUAUGAAUAACAAAGACACAACCAGCUACUAAAUAAUCUAAGAUGAGGGUGCAGCUGGGAGAGCAGUGAACAUUGCACAGAAACAGAUAUUUUAUCACUAUUAGUAUUGCAUUUAUUUUUCCACAUUAUGCAUUACCUAAUUUGUUUUACUAUCACUAUUGUCAGUUGUGAAUUUCCAUAUAUUUUCCUGCCAUGUAUCUGUAGGGUGUAGAAUAUUAAACAUCCCCCACGCUCUCAGGUUUUACUGUUUUGUUUUUGUUCUGCUCCUAGCAUCUCCAGAGUAAGGGGUAGUGUUUCACUGCACAUUUCUCAUCUUUAACUUCAGGUCACUGCACAGACUCUAUCUGUAUCCCAGGUACUGUCCAAAACAUACACAUACACAGAAAAACAUACGCACUUUGUUCAGACUCUCUCUAUGAGUUUACAGUAAUCACAUCAUUGGAUUUUUCCAGAACUUUUCUCUCCAAAACUGAAACAACUGUGAUGACUCUUUUACAAGCCCAGCCCAAUGAAACAAAAACACGGUGUGAGCCAGAGAGAAAUCCCCUUAAAAAGAAAAAAGAAAUACAAAUGAUUUCCAGACCAUAUUUUUAAGGCAACACCAUCUAUCCUUAUUUUUUAGAGACAGAAUUGAAGCUACAUCGAUUUGAGUUAUCAGUGAUUAUGUUUUUUUGGAGAAGCAUUAGAGAAAAAGAAGAAGUUAAAUGUGUCAGGGUGGGACACUUGAAGGUGGGUGUGCUUGAUUUGGCAGCAGUGUCUUGGUCAUCCGCUAUGCCAACAUCAAUGUACCACAGGGCUCUCACACACACACACACUAUACAGUCUAAUGUAAUCGACUCACUUCAUCUAACAGCCGCCCUUGGCUGGCAGGAGAGCGACUCACCCCCAGAGUGCCCUGCCAUCUGUCACGCUGCACCACCCAACACCACCAGCCAGCUCCAAUAAGGCUAAACAUCAACACCACUUUGCAGCUGUUAGGGGGGCACAGAGGAGCUGAGGUGAUGUCUAAUGGGAAACAAUAUUGAUUUUCUCUGAAAGUUGGAAAAAUCUUCCUUACUUAAUCCAGACUAAUUCUGUUAAAGUGGGGUUUCUGAGCACUACAGGCUGACACUGGAAAGUCUGACUUGGGCUAACACUGACAUCUGAUUCAGACUCCAGCCUUUCCACGAAAACAACCUAAAGCUGAUGAGAUCAGACAAAUACAAGGUCAUUUGAUAGAGUCAAACUGAACGUCUUACAAACUCAGACUGAGAAUGUAAACACAGACCGAAUUAAUUUAGGUGUAGUUUUUAUAUACUCUGUUGUCAUACUUAACAGCAUCAUAGAAGAAGAAUACCAACCUUGGUGUUGUUCAAGAACAACCCCAAAAUUCAGUUUCAAGAAGAAAGUAGAAAUAAACUCUCUGGAUAAAAAGUCAGGAGUUGCUGAGCAGGGACAGCCUUUCAGCAUAAAACUCUUUUUUUUUCAGGUUGAACACCUUUAUAGGUGAACACUUGCUCUUCUCUGCUCUUUGACCUCCGCCUGCGGUUUCCCCACAGUUAAACUGUGAGGAAUCUGUGUAUCCUCUUCUUAUAAUAAUAAAGAAUAGUAUCUAGGCAGCAUUAUGAAUAAUAAAAUGUGGAUAUUUUAGAUUUUAAGAAAUAAAGGUAGGCAGCAUCUAGUAUUAAAAAUACAGUAAUAUUAAUAAACAAUAUGUAAAUCAUCUGCCUCAGAGAUUAAAUAUUUUUUUCUGGUGCAAUUUCUGACCUGUAUAAAGUAGAAAUAGUAUGUUGAUAUGUAGAUAAAGUUUUAUGUCGAUUAAGUAUCCUUUAUGAUUACCCUUCUGCGCCCAAAAUUGUGGUUUUAUUUUGAAAAACCCUGUCAUCUGAUUUUCUGAUCACAAUUGAAAAACUAAUUAUUUAAAGGUACUUGAACCUUUCUCCUCUAUUUUUCUCCUCUAUUAUACUUUUUAUAGCAGUACAACCACAUCUCCAGUUUUACUCCUGCUGUAACUACCAUUUUCCCUGCUACCACAACCCUGCUGUAAUGCAUGACUUCAUUAUUUGUGAUGGUUUAAAUGCAUAUUUGCAAAGCAUAUUUAAUCCUGCAUGCAGUUCUGGAACAAUCUUUGAUCCUUUUUAUUUUAUCUUUUGCAACAUAUUAUGGUUAUAAAGUCUUGCUGCACAAUAAUGUCUCAAAGUUAUUUUUCUUCUUCAUUACUCCAUGCCAAAAUCUUACAUUAUAAAAGCAUUACUAACUCAUUUGAUGUCCCUACUUUGUAACGCUCUACCACAAAAUAUUUCCUGAAACAUUUCACUUCACUCCAUUUGUGUUCUUACAUGCACUGACAUAUUUAUUAGGAGUUGCAUUCAUCUGCUGCACCCAAGCCUCAGC